AUGUCAUUCCACCGAUCCUGUGAAGACAUCCACAUCCGCCAGGAGGAUGGCUGCACCAUGCUCCUGGCCAAGGUCCGCGACAGCCAUGGCCAGCUGAUCACCCGAAAGAUCCGCCUCGAUGACCACAUCGGCAACACAGACGGGUGGUUCAUCUGGGGAGGAAACAACUUCACCCGGACCGCGAGGAAUAUCUCCCUCGAGCACACCGAGCACGGACCUAAACUGUGCGCCGAUCUGGAAAUGAGGAAUGGGGGAUCGAGAGGGCUCCAGGGGAUUCUGCUUUCGGAGAAGAUAGGCAACAGCGACGGGCAUCUGAAGUUCUUGGUGAGUUUCUCUUGCGUUGAUGUCGGGUGGGAUUCAGUUGAUGCUCAUGUCGGGGAAUAG
This is a messenger RNA of Aspergillus thermomutatus, 384 nucleotides long. RefSeq names its product CVNH domain-containing protein. Lineage: Eukaryota; Fungi; Ascomycota; Eurotiomycetes; Eurotiales; Aspergillaceae. The transcript has 2 exons. The record is from RefSeq and is a predicted model, not a curated record. Bases 1 to 384 code for a protein of 127 amino acids.